UUGCCAUUAAGUAAAUUAUAUGUUAAUCUGUUUAAUUUAAGAGUGUAUCACAAAUUUAGUUAUAGUGUUAAAUGUUACAGUGAAAAUCUACAUAUUCAAUGGGGUGCUUAAGUAGUAAAGAUCGCCUAACAAAAGAAGAUAUGGAGUUUUUGAAAACCCACACCCGUUAUGAUGAAGCCACUAUAAAAGAAUGGUACAAAGGAUUUAAGCAAGACUGUCCCAACGGCCGUUUGACUCCUGCUAAAUUCGUUGACAUGUAUAAAAUGUUUUUCCCAUCUGGAAAUGCGGAAGAGUUCUGUGACCAUGUUUUUCGUACAUUCGAUAUGGAUAAAAAUGGCUAUAUUGACUUUAAGGAAUUUUUACUCGCAAUAGAUGUUACUUCUAGCGGCACACCAGAAGAAAAAUUAAAAUGGGCAUUUAGAAUGUAUGAUGUCGAUGGAAAUGGCGUUAUUGACAUUCAAGAAAUGACAAAAAUUGUUCAGGCAAUCUAUGACAUGCUAGGAGCAUGCUCAUCAAAUCGUCCCGCUGAUUCUGCAGAGGAGCGUGCAAAAAAUAUAUUUGCUAAAAUGGAUGAAAAUAACGAUGGUCAAUUAACUCAAGAUGAAUUUUUGAAAGGAUGUUUGCAGGAUGAAGAGUUGUCUAAAAUGCUGGCCCCUUAAAUAAUUAUAUCCCAUAAUAUGUGUGUAUUUGAUGAAAU
This is a messenger RNA of Drosophila novamexicana, 697 nucleotides long. Its product is annotated as neuronal calcium sensor 2. Bases 99 to 659 code for a protein of 186 amino acids. NCBI's taxonomy places the organism in Eukaryota, Metazoa, Arthropoda, Insecta, Diptera, Drosophilidae. The transcript is spliced from 5 exons. Gene Ontology annotation, molecular function: calcium ion binding. The record is from RefSeq and is a predicted model, not a curated record.